Molecule: messenger RNA, 460 nt
Organism: Morus notabilis
Lineage: Eukaryota; Viridiplantae; Streptophyta; Magnoliopsida; Rosales; Moraceae
Exons: 2
Source: RefSeq, a predicted model, not a curated record
ACAAGGAAUUUAUGUCGAUCCUUCCAAGAUCGAGACUGUGCUCCAGUGGGAAAGACCGAAGAAUGUAGCGGAGAUUCAUAGUUUCCUCGGACUUGCAGGGUACUAUCGGCGUUUCGUGAAAGACUUCUUGAGCAUCGCUGCACCAAUGACUCGGUUGACCAAGAAAGAAGUCAAGUUCCAGUGGGACGCUGAGUGUGAAAAUGCUUUUCAGGAGCUGAAGGUCAGACUGACAAGUGCACCAGUCUUGACUAUUCCUGAUAGCGAAGAACCAUAUGAGGUGUAUUCUGACGCCUCGGGAAGUGGGCUUGGUUGUGUCUUAAUGCAAGACAGACGCGUGGUAGCGUCACCUGUUUGUUGGUUGGAACCGGAGGAUAGACUUACAACUGGACCGGAUGUCAUUCAAGAGAAUGACGAGAAGAUAGCUGUGAUUCGAGAACGCCUGUUGACAACUCAAAGCUGA